Messenger RNA from Lytechinus variegatus (green sea urchin), 1251 nucleotides. RefSeq names its product cell wall protein RBR3-like. The record is from RefSeq and is a predicted model, not a curated record. The transcript has 6 exons. Bases 1 to 1251 code for a protein of 416 amino acids. NCBI's taxonomy places the organism in Eukaryota, Metazoa, Echinodermata, Echinoidea, Temnopleuroida, Toxopneustidae.
AUGACGACUAGCAGUCCUGAUCAAGAGGACGGCUCGACUUCUGUUCCGUCCAUGACGUCGACAGCGACAAUGACGACCAGCAGUCCUAAUCAAGAGGACGGCUCGACUUCUGUUCCGCCCACGACGUCGACAGCGACAAUGACGACUAGCAGUCCUGAUCAACAGGACGGCUCGACUUCUGUUCCGUCCAUGACGUCGACAGCGACAAUGACGACCAGCAGUCCUUAUCAACAGGACGGCUCGACUUCUGUUCCGUCCACGACGUCGACAGCGACAAUGACGACUAGCAGUCCUGAUCAACAGGACGGCUCGACUUCUGUUCCGUCCUUGACGUCGACAGAGACAAUGAGCGCAGUUGAAACACAACCCUUGAGCACAACGUCUCAUUUGAUGACGACUUCAGCUUUAAUGGGUGACGAAACAACGUUUGCUAGUGAGACGACACCGCCACCGUUGACAUUUUCCUCCACCACUGAAGUAUCGAUUUCUUCUACCGGUCAAAAUAACGGUGAAAGUACCACAGUCUCUGCUGAUACCAAUGCUGGAUGUGAUGACAUCAUCUGCCAAAAUGGCGGAACGUUUGAAGAAGUUUCCUGUACUUGUCGAUGCACCAAUGGAUAUCAGGGAGACGCGUGUCAAAAUUUAGAGUCGGAAGCCCAAUAUGGUGUUGAAAUUACACUUCAAGCAUCUAUCGACAUGUGGCAGUCAAUAAGAGGUCUGCUUCUUCGGGUGGUUGCUGAGAUUGUUACAGACUGGUGUAACAUCAACUUCUCAGUCUGCUGUCCAAACCAGGGAGAAAAGAACAGUGAAGAAAUCCUCGAUUACGUGAAUGAGACCGACAUCGCCAUCGCAGUCGGCUAUCCCGAAGAAACCACGGCCUCUGGGUCGAGCGACCAAUCGUUCUCCGUUAUGCUUCUGGUCACGCCCCCUCUAUCGACGGAGCUGUGUAAUUCGGGAUCACUCAGCAGACGUCGACGGAGCGUAAGGUUGACUUUGUCAAAUAUUCAAAAGAGAUCAAGUGAAACUGAAGUCUCCUAUCUUGAUCAGGAAGCCCUGUAUUCCGCAGUCACAGAAAAUCUCGACACCAUUGAACUCGAACUCAAUAUGACCAUCGAGGAAAUCGUUAUGGGAGAGGUCGUGAGUGCUCCGUCCGAAUUGUCAGCCGCGGUCAUCGUCGGGAUCGUCGUGUCUUCCGUCGUCGUUUGCAUUACCAUUAUCAUUGGUGUGUUCAUUUUCAUACAGAAAAGGUAA